Molecule: messenger RNA, 699 nt
Organism: Aspergillus thermomutatus
Lineage: Eukaryota; Fungi; Ascomycota; Eurotiomycetes; Eurotiales; Aspergillaceae
Exons: 3
Coding region: 1-699 (232 amino acids)
Source: RefSeq, a predicted model, not a curated record
AUGGAAUCCCAGGCCAGAAAGCCAGACUGGUACCAAAGGGACGUGCAAAGCAUCAAUGCUGACGCCCAGAGUCCUGGAAAGAUGCGCUUUCUUGCUUUCAACCUCCCUCGCAUGCCAUUCUAUAAUCGGGUUCUGGAACGACUACGAACGGAUCCGUCCACCAACUUCCUCGAUGCUGGCUGCUGUUUUGGGCAGGAGAUUCGUUCCUUGGUAGACCAGGGCAUUUCUGGCAAACAGCUCUUCGGAUGUGACGUAGAGCAGGCAUUCAUUGACUUGGGAUACCUGCUUUUCCGAGACAAAGACCGGAGCCAAUUAUCGCGGACAAUGUCCGGCAAGAUCGAUAUCAUCUUCGCAAGCUCGUUGUUUCAUCUGUGGGACUAUGACACGCAAGUUCGAGCUGCGAUACGCCUGGUUCGAUUGUGUCGGGACAAACCAGGCGUCAUGAUCACGGGGCGACAGCUUGGGAGUCGGCUGGGUGGUCACUACCCAAUGCACGGCGUGAACGAGGAAGCUUUGCACUAUCGGCAUAAUGUCGAGACACUAAAGGGCUUCUGGAGAGACAUUGAAGCCGCUACCCAAACGCGCUGGACGUUGGAGGCGAGCUUCUUUGCAGAUGAAGCGGCUGAGCAGACAAACAAAGUGCGUCCGGUCGAAGAUACUAAUGCAACGAUGAUAUGGUGGUGCGCGACGAGAAAAUAA